AGCCGCCUUUUCAGCAUGCGGGGGCUGCUCAGGUAAGGGGGACGUUCCGCGUCGCCCGCCGCACUCCUUCAUUAAGUGGCACCAGGAGGUGGCGCGGGGGUGGGCGUGCUUCUUCGGGCCCGGUGCUGGGUUAGCGGCGCGCCCUCCCGCUGCCUCCCCGGAGCUCCGGGGCCAGUAGAGUUUAAUCGGUCAAGAAAUAGAACAGAAUUCAGCUAUGGCCCCGAGGAAGAGAGGUGGACGGGGGAUUUCAUUCAUCUUCUGCUGUUUCCGAAAUAAUGAUCACCCAGAAAUCACGUAUCGGCUGCGAAAUGAUAGCAACUUUGCGCUUCAGACCAUGGAGCCAGCAUUACCCAUGCCCCCUGUGGAGGAGCUGGACGUCAUGUUCAGUGAACUUGUGGAUGAACUUGACCUCACAGACAAACACAGGGAAGCCAUGUUUGCACUUCCAGCAGAGAAAAAAUGGCAAAUAUACUGUAGCAAGAAAAAGGACCAGGAAGAAAACAAGGGAGCAACAAGUUGGCCUGAAUUCUACAUUGAUCAGCUCAAUUCCAUGGCUGCUAGAAAAUCUCUGCUGGCUUUAGAGAAAGAAGAGGAAGAAGAGAGAAGUAAAACUAUAGAGAGUUUGAAGACAGCACUAAGGACGAAACCAAUGAGGUUUGUAACCCGAUUCAUUGACUUGGACGGCCUGUCAUGUAUUCUCAACUUUCUAAAGACCAUGGACUACGAGACCUCAGAGUCUCGAAUACAUACCUCUCUCAUUGGAUGUAUAAAGGCGCUAAUGAACAACUCUCAAGGUCGGGCUCACGUCCUGGCUCAUUCUGAGAGUAUUAAUGUAAUUGCUCAGAGUCUGAGCACAGAGAACAUUAAGACGAAGGUGGCUGUGCUGGAAAUCUUGGGCGCUGUGUGCCUGGUUCCCGGGGGCCACAAGAAGGUUCUGCAGGCCAUGCUGCACUACCAGAAGUACGCCAGCGAGAGAACCCGCUUUCAGACAUUAAUUAAUGACUUGGAUAAAAGCACGGGGCGGUAUCGAGAUGAAGUGAGUCUCAAGACUGCCAUCAUGUCCUUCAUCAAUGCAGUGCUAAGCCAAGGCGCAGGAGUGGAAAGUUUGGACUUUAGACUUCAUCUUCGCUAUGAAUUUCUGAUGUUGGGAAUUCAACCUGUAAUAGAUAAAUUAAGGGAACAUGAAAAUUCAACAUUAGAUAGGCAUUUAGAUUUUUUUGAAAUGCUCCGAAAUGAAGAUGAACUAGAAUUUGCCAAAAGAUUUGAACUGGUUCACAUAGACACAAAAAGUGCUACUCAGAUGUUUGAGCUGACCAGGAAGAGGCUGACCCACAGUGAAGCUUACCCUCACUUCAUGUCCAUCCUGCACCACUGCCUCCAAAUGCCUUACAAGAGAAGUGGCAACACCGUUCAGUACUGGCUACUCCUAGAUAGAAUUAUACAGCAAAUAGUUAUCCAGAAUGACAAAGGUCAGGACCCUGACUCCACGCCCUUGGAAAACUUUAAUAUUAAAAAUGUCGUACGGAUGUUGGUUAAUGAAAAUGAAGUUAAGCAGUGGAAAGAACAAGCAGAAAAAAUGAGAAAAGAGCACAAUGAGUUACAACAGAAACUGGAAAAGAAAGAGCGAGAAUGCGAUGCCAAGACCCAGGAGAAGGAAGAGAUGAUGCAGACCUUGAAUAAAAUGAAAGAGAAACUUGAAAAGGAGACCACUGAGCACAAGCAAGUGAAGCAGCAGGUGGCAGACCUCACGGCCCAGCUCCACGAGCUCAGCAGGAGGGCCGUCUGCGCUUCACUCCCCGGUGGAGCAUCGCCUGGAGCCCCCGGGGGGCCCUUUCCUUCCUCUGUGCCCGGACCCCUCCUCCCUCCCCCACCACCCCCACCUCUGCCCGGUGGAGCGCUUCCUCCUCCACCCCCUCCCCUCCCCCCAGGGGGCCCUCCCCCUCCCCCAGGGCCUCCUCCCUUGGGAGGAGUCAUGCCACCUCCUGGUGCCCCCCUGGGUCUGGCACUCAAGAAGAAGAACAUUCCUCAGCCCGCAAACGCCCUGAAAUCCUUCAACUGGUCUAAGCUGCCUGAGAACAAACUGGAAGGAACAGUGUGGACCGAAAUUGAUGAUACAAAAGUCUUCAAAGUUCUAGAUCUUGAAGACCUAGAAAGAACUUUCUCUGCUUACCAAAGACAGCAGAAAGAAGCAGAUGCCAUUGAUGACACACUGGGCUCCAAACUUAAAGUCAGAGAGCUUUCGGUGAUUGAUGGUCGGAGAGCUCAGAAUUGCAACAUCCUUCUAUCGAGCAUGAGAGUCCAGCGUCCCUCACAGCGCCCAGAAAGAGGCUGUCUGGAAGGUGUGACGCUCCAAGCCACCAGGGACCCUGCCUUUGACAGACUUGAGAAGUUGAAACUAUCCAACGAUGAAAUCAAACGGGCAAUUCUAACCAUGGAUGAGCAGGAAGAUCUGCCCAAGGACAUGUUGGAACAGCUCUUGAAAUUUGUUCCUGAAAAAAGUGACAUUGAUCUGUUGGAAGAACAUAAACAUGAACUGGAUCGGAUGGCCAAGGCUGAUAGAUUCCUUUUCGAGAUGAGCAGAAUCAAUCAUUAUCAGCAAAGACUGCAGUCGCUGUACUUCAAAAAGAAGUUUGCAGAGCGUGUGGCAGAAGUGAAGCCCAAAGUGGAAGCAAUUCGUUCUGGUUCAGAAGAGGUGUUUAGGAGCAAUGCCCUGAAGCAGUUGCUGGAAGUGGUUUUGGCAUUUGGAAAUUACAUGAAUAAAGGCCAAAGAGGCAAUGCAUAUGGAUUCAAGAUAUCCAGCCUAAAUAAGAUUGCUGACACAAAAUCCAGUAUCGAUAAGAACAUUACACUUUUGCACUAUCUCAUAACUAUUGUGGAAAAUAAAUACCCCAAGGUUCUCAAUCUAAAUGAGGAGCUGCGGGACAUUCCUCAAGCAGCAAAAGUAAACAUGACUGAGCUGGACAAGGAAAUAAGCACCUUGAGAAGUGGCCUGAAAGCAGUAGAGACGGAGCUGGAAUAUCAGAAGUCUCAGCCCUCACGGCCUGGAGAUAAGUUUGUGUCUGUUGUCAGCCAGUUCAUCACGGUAGCCAGUUUCAGCUUCUCUGACGUUGAAGAUCUUCUAGCAGAAGCUAAAGACCUGUUUACUAAAGCAGUGAAACACUUUGGGGAAGAGGCUGGCAAAAUACAGCCAGAUGAGUUCUUUGGCAUUUUUGAUCAGUUUCUUCAGGCUGUGUCAGAAGCCAAACAAGAGAAUGAAAACAUGAGAAAGAAGAAGGAGGAAGAAGAGCGCCGAGCUCGAAUGGAGGCUCAGCUCAAGGAACAACGUGAAAGGGAACGGAAAAUGAGGAAAGCAAAAGAGAACAGUGAAGAAGGCGGAGAGUUUGAUGACCUGGUUUCCGCUUUGCGCUCAGGAGAAGUGUUUGACAAAGACCUUUCUAAACUGAAACGGAAUCGCAAGCGCAUUACCAACCAGAUGACGGACAGCAGCCGGGAGAGACCAGUCACAAAACUUAAUUUCUAAUUUCCCUUGAAUACUUUUUUAGAAAGCUCAUUAGCGGCCCUUUGAAGUGACUAGAACUUUUCAUUACACUGCCUUGCAAUCCAAACAGUGGCAAUUUCUCCUUUCAUCUGCGAGUGAAUGAGUGAAUGUGUGUGUAUGUACAUGUAUGUGUGUGUAUAUAUGAAGAAAUGUAUAUAGAAAUCUGAGAGUUGUCUGGAGACCUAUAUGUUUGGUUAAAAAAAAAAAAUCUAUGUUUAUGUAUGUGCUCAGAACCCAUUUGUGUAUAUGCAUUCAUAUUGAGUGUGGCUCAUCUUCUUCCCCUGAACACCAUGACUGUUCAGAAGCACAAUACUAUCUCCUCAAAGAGAUACAGAGACAUUCCCUAGAGUAAAAAGAAAAAAAAUAAAGCUUGAGAAAUAUUUUAUGGUUUCCAAGCUUGAUAUACUUUGAAAUUAUUUUCACUGGUGAAACUGGUGUUGGAAAAAUAUAGAUUUAAAAUGGUUUUUGAUAGUUGACAGUAUGAUGCUGGUGCAUCGCAUCAGUAGUUGAUAGGACCAGCUUAGAAUUUCUGACAUUGAUGUGGGGAUGCAGUCUGUAAAUGUUUAUUGAGAACAUCUGGCACAAAAUCUGAAUUAUGUAGAAUGUCAAUCAGAGUUCUUUUAUAUGUUUAAAACUUGGACAUCAAUUUUUCCCCCCUAAUUUCAUCGAGUUCUCUGCCAAGCACUCUUAAUGAUUUCUUUACAUUGCUUUUGGAAAGAACACUAUCUAAAUGCAAUCCAUGCUCUUGUUAAAGAACAAAAUUACCAUAAUGUGCUUGUUUUCCUAACAAUAUAGACCUAUAAACUCUAAAAAUAAAAUUUCCCACCCAAGACUUACAAGGAGGAAUUCUCUGAAAGGAUAAAAAUUAUUUUAAAAAAAAUUUUAUGGGGUGCAUUUUUUUUUUUUUUUUUUUUGGUAUUUUCUGUUUUGUAGGACAAGCUGCAUCUUCUGUAAAUAUAGGUCUGGACUAAAGGACAUUUAGUGAAUGCACAAAAUGUCAACACCACCAACAGAGAUGCCAAGAGCUAUUUAUCUCUAAGUAUGUUUGAUGUGAUUUGCUGUUUAUAUGUUGUCAUUUUAAGUUGUGUGUCAGUAACGCUACCUGUAAAAUUUCAGUCCAAAAGAUAAAGCUCUCAGGGAGAAAUGAAUAAAAACAAUGAACAUUAGAAAAUAAAAUAUAGAUGCUUACCAUUAACCUACCAACUCUUAAUAUCCUUAAAUUAUAUGAUAUAUAAAGAGGACUGUUACUUUUUUUUUUUUGCUUUGCUUUAUUUAUUAGUAGUGGGGGAGGGGAGCUAAGGUUCUCUGUUUUCUUUCCAUUGAUCCUGUUGUGGUUGGGUUUCCUGUGGAGAGAGUAGUUUGUCCUAUUGCACUAGAACAUUAUUUACUCACUAAAUUGAGUUUUUCAGUCAAUUAACAAAUAUUUAUUGAAACACCUACUAUGUGCCAGGCAUAGUAGGGCUACAGUGGUAAGCAAGACAGAGCCCCUGCCCCCAAGGAGCUUAUGCUCUAAUGGGGACAGUUAAGGGGCAAACAGAAUACCGAUGCGUGCGCUGUACAGGAAUUGUGCUAUUUAAAAAUAAUUUGUAUAAACUAUAAUGCCUAGCGCAGAUGGCAAGGUCUCUGCGCUACAUGAAAGCUGUGAAAUAGCGCUCUAAGAGUUGGCAAGAGCCGUGGUUUUACGUUUUUUCCCCCUCACUGCAAACUUAGCAACUUUCUACACAUUAUAUGGAUGACUCUAGCAAAUAAAACAGUCACAAAUACACAGCAGACGUCGCGCUCCCCCAGCUCCUAUGUACCAAGGUCUGCAAGUACACCACAUUAAAGGUGCAGACGAGACUUUGCUCAAAAAAGCUUGGAGGUGAGAAGGAGUGGGAUGUGCUAUGUCUGUUCCUUAACUAAAGUGCCUCUAUAUAUAUUCUUUUCUAUUUAGAGCAGGAGAAAUUUGAUCUGGCUCAAGUUUGGAACUGUCUUUUGAAAAUGGCUUUGUUUUACAGUUUAAGGAAUGGACAAGUGGAGGGAGAGUCACAUAAAGGAGCAAGUGUGUGUAGCAUGUUCCUCUCGCCCUUUUUCAUCAUCCUCAUUUUGAUAUGGCCAUCCUGGUAGGCCUUCUUUGCCAUUUCCAUUUUUCGUUUCUUUCCCAGAAAGCUGUGUGCAGGUAAUUCCAUGUGCCAUUGUUGGAAAAAAAAACCCUACUUUUUAGAUUGGUGCUGGUGUAAGUAGCCACUUUUUCCUCUCUUGGGUGUGUAUUUUAAAAGUUUUUUGUUUGUUUGUUUUUUUAAAUUAAUGCCAAAAAGAAAAAGCAUUAUAAUUUGUAAACUUAAUUGUAUGUCUUGUAUCUUAUUAGCUUAGUAGUUGGAACCACUUAGUCUUUAGGCGCGAGACUGUUGUUAUAGUACCAAGAAAAAAUGUUGUGUUAUGAGACUGUAAAUUUUUUUAAAUAGCAACAUGCAAUAAAGAGAUGAAUUCAUUAGGUGUUA
This is a messenger RNA of Aethalodelphis obliquidens (Pacific white-sided dolphin), 6018 nucleotides long. It is a transcript of the gene DAAM1, whose product is annotated as dishevelled associated activator of morphogenesis 1. Bases 215 to 3520 code for a protein of 1101 amino acids. Gene Ontology annotation, biological process: actin cytoskeleton organization. Gene Ontology annotation, cellular component: stress fiber. The transcript has 26 exons. The record is from RefSeq and is a predicted model, not a curated record. Gene Ontology annotation, molecular function: small GTPase binding; actin binding. NCBI's taxonomy places the organism in Eukaryota, Metazoa, Chordata, Mammalia, Artiodactyla, Delphinidae.